GCUCUGCUAAACUAACACAUCAGGCUUAUCCUGGGCAAAGGGUUCAGUAAGCAUGAGGUUCCUUGUCUUUGCCUUGAUCAUAGCUCUCAUGGUCUCCAUGAUUACUGCUGAUAAAUCUAGAGAGAGACACUUUAAGCAUGGUGAAAAAAGACAUAGACGUUAUCGCCGAUAUGUGCCAGCUGAAAACUCUGCGGACAUCAAUACCGAUCUUUCACAAAAUGAAGUUUUGUUACCAUAUUAUUAUCCUUCUGAUUACUAACCACAGGAAAUGUUUAAAGAUGUAAGAUGGAUGGGAUAUAUG
This is a messenger RNA of Rattus norvegicus (Norway rat), 301 nucleotides long. It is a transcript of the gene Stath, whose product is annotated as statherin. NCBI's taxonomy places the organism in Eukaryota, Metazoa, Chordata, Mammalia, Rodentia, Muridae. The transcript has 5 exons. The record is from RefSeq and is marked validated. Gene Ontology annotation, biological process: defense response to bacterium. The coding region runs from base 53 to 259 and encodes 68 amino acids. Gene Ontology annotation, cellular component: extracellular region.